Molecule: messenger RNA, 3539 nt
Organism: Pipistrellus kuhlii (Kuhl's pipistrelle)
Lineage: Eukaryota; Metazoa; Chordata; Mammalia; Chiroptera; Vespertilionidae
Product: carcinoembryonic antigen-related cell adhesion molecule 1
Exons: 12
Coding region: 185-3136 (983 amino acids)
Biological process (GO): signal transduction; regulation of immune system process
Cellular component (GO): plasma membrane; cell surface
Molecular function (GO): protein tyrosine kinase binding
Source: RefSeq, a predicted model, not a curated record
GGAACCUGGGUACAGACUCCACCCCUGGCCCAUGUGACCAGGAAAGUGAUCUUGGCCCAGGAGGAGGCUCAGUGCACAGGGAGGAGGAACAGCACAGCCCACCACCAGGACAGCAGUGCUUGUGAGCAUUUCUGGAAUCCAAGCUCUUCCCACAGAGGGAGGGACAGAGCAGGCAGCAGACACCAUGGAGUCCCCUGCAGCCUCUGCCCACAGAGGACUUGUCCCCUGGCUGGGGCUCCUGCUGGCUGCCUCACUCCUAACCUUCUGGAGCCUGCCCACGACUGCCCAGCUCACUAUUGAAUCAGUGCCGCCCAAUGCUGCUGAAGGGAAGGAUGUGCUUCUCCUAGUCCACAAUCUGCCUGGGGAUCUAAGGGGCUAUGUUUGGUACAAAGGGGAAACAGUGGACAGCAAUCAAAAAAUUGUAUCAUAUAACAUAGACACUCAAGCAACUACCCAUGGGCCUGCAUACAGUGAUCAAAUGGAAAUGUACACCAAUGGAUCCCUGCUGUUCCAGAACGUCACCCUGAAGGACACAGGAAUGUAUAUGCUACUAACCGUAGACAAAAAUGAUCAGAACAAGCCAGUAACUGGACAGCUCCAUGUAUACCCGGUGUUACCCAAACCCAGCAUCACAAGCAACAACUCCAACCCGAAGGAGCACAAGGACCCUGUCAUGUUAACAUGUGAACCUCAGACUGAGAACACCACCUACCUGUGGUUGAUCAACAGUCAGAGUCUCCAGGACAGUGCCAGGCUGCAGCUUUCCAUGGACAACAGGACACUCACUUUACUCAUUGUCACAAGGAAUGACAUGGGACCCUAUGAGUGUGAAAACCAGAACCCCGGGAGUGCCGGUCGCAGUGACCCAUUCACCCUGAAUGUUCUCUAUGGCCCGGACACCCCCACCAUUUCCCCCUCCGACUCCCAUUACCUUCGUGGGACAAACCUCAGCCUCUCCUGCCAGGCAGCCUCUAACCCGCCUGCACAGUAUUCUUGGCUUAUCAAUGAGAGUUCCCAGCAACCCACACAGGAGCUCUUUAUCUCCAACAUCACUUUGAAAAAUAGUGGAUCCUAUACCUGCCUUGCUCAUAACUCUGUCACUGGGCUCACAAGGGCCUCAGUCAAGACUGUCACAGUCUAUGAGCCAGUGGGAAAGCCCACCCUCCGAGCCAGCAAUGCUGCCGUCACAGAGAAUAAGGACACCGUGGUCCUGACCUGCCUCACAAAUGACAUGGAUAUCUCCAUCCGGUGGCUCUUCAAGAACCAGAAUCUCCUGCUCUCGGACAGGAUGAAGCUGUCCCGGGACAACAGCACCCUCACCAUCGACCCUGUCAGGAGGGAGGACGCUGGGGGUUAUCAGUGUGAGGUCUUCAACCCCGUCAGUUCCGGCAAAAGUGACCCCUUCAGGCUGGAUGUGCAAUCCUCACUCCUAACCUUCUGGAGCCUGCCCUCCACUGCCCAGCUCACUAUUGAAUCAGUGCCGCCCAAUGCUGCCGAAGGGAAGGAAGUGCUUCUCCGUGUCCACAAUCUGCCUGAGGAUCUUGAAAGAUAUGCCUGGUACAAAGGGGAAGUAGUGGAAAACAGUAAAAUUGUAUCAUAUAAAAUAGUCACUCAAUCAACUAACUAUGGGCCUGCAUACAGUGGUAGAGAGACAAUAUACCCCAAUGGAUCCCUCCUGCUCCAGAACGUCACUCUGAAGGACACAGGAAAGUAUAUCCUACAAGUCAUGCUAAGAGAUUAUGAUACCAAACAAGUAACUGGACAGCUCCGUGUAUACCCCUCACUGCUUACCUUCUGGAGCCUGCCCACCACUGCCCAGUUCACUAUGGAAUCAGUGCCGCCCAAUGCUGCCGAAGGGAAGGAUGUGCUUCUCCGUGUCCACAACCUGCCUGGGGAUCUUAGAAGAUAUGCCUGGUACAAAGGGGAAAUAGUGGAAAACAAUGAAAUUGUAUCAUAUGUAAUAGAGACUCAAACAACAAUCAAUGGGACUGCAUACAGUGGUAGAGAGACAAUAUACCCCAAUGGAUCCCUCCUGCUCCAGAACGUCACUCUGAAGGACACAGGAAAGUAUAACCUACAACUCAUACUAAGAGAUUAUGCUACCAAACAAGUAACUGGACAGCUCCGUGUAUACCCGGUGUUACCCAAACCCAGCAUCACAAGCAACAACUCCAACCCGGAGGAGCACAAGGACCCUGUCGUGUUAACGUGUGAACCUCAGACUGAGAACACCACCUACCUGUGGUUGAUCAACAGUCAGAGUCUCCAGGACAGUGCCAGGCUGCAGCUGUCCAAGGACAACAGGACUCUCACUUUACUCAUUGUCAUGAGGAAUGACACAGGACCCUAUGAGUGUGAAAUCCAGAACCCCGUGAGUGCCGGUCGCAGUGACCCACUCACCCUGAAUGUUCUCUGUGGCCCGGACACCCCCUCCAUUUCCCCCUCCAACUCCCAUUACCUUCGUGGGACAAACCUCAGCCUCUCCUGCCAGGCAGCCUGUAACCCGCCUGCACGGUAUUCUUGGAUUAUCAAUGGGGGGCCCCAGCAACACACACAAGAGCUCUUUAUCCCCAACAUCACUGCACAUGACAGUGGAUCUUAUAUCUGCCUCGCCCAUAACUCUAUCACUGGCCUCACAAGGACCACAGUCAAGACUAUCACAGUCUAUGAGCCAGUGAGGAAGCCCGCCCUCCAAGCCAGCAAUGCCACAGUCACAGAGCAUAAGGAAGCCGUGGUCCUGACCUGCCUCUCAAAUGACACUGGGAUCUCCAUCCGGUGGCUCUUCAAGAACCAGAUUCUAUCUCACAAGGACAGGAAGAAGCUGUCCCAGGGCAACAGCAUCCUCACCAUUGACCCUGUCAGAAGGGAGGAUGCUGGGGGUUAUCAGUGUGAGGUCUUCAACCCCAUCAAUUCCAGCAAAAGUGACCCCUUCAGGCUGGACGUACAAUAUGAUCCAACACUACCAAGUCCUGGCCUCUCGGAUGGGGAUAUUGUUGACAUCAUGGUUGGCACCCUGAUUGGUGUAGUUCUGAUAGCAGCCCUGGUGUGCUUCCUGUGUAUCAGAGAGACUAGAGGGGCAAGCGACCAGCGCGAUCUCACUGAGCACAAACCCUCAGCCUCCAACCACAGUAAGUAAAGCCAUCACCAGUGACAGCUGGUGUGUUCCACCAUGCGCCCUGCCCUAGCAGGGAAACCUGGUCCCAAGGACUCAGUACCUUCUGAACUUUUAGAGGGGAUCUCCAUUUCCCAACAUUAGGUUGCCAUGGGUCCUCACACUCUUCUAGUCACAAAAGAUCCCCCUGAGACCCAGCCCUGGGAGAGACUCACUCAGCCAGACCUGGCAGGCCUGAGAAAGAUAGACAUGUUUUCCAAAGCCAUACCUCACCUUACACCUUCCCCUCCUUCUCUAUUAGGGAUGUGGGCACUCUCCUUUGGUGAGACUUUCCCUGUCUUGUGGUGCUUUGGGUGCUUUCCCUCCUUGCCAGGGGUGCCUGUUGCUGAGAAACACAACUGGGCAAAAACAACGUCUUGUGAGCUGG